CUGCCUUCUCUCUCUUUCUCUUUCCCAGCAAAUAUAAAAGACAUUAGACAAAUUCAAUUGCCUGGUCCAUGUUUCCAAUUUCACUCGUUUUCAACGAAUUUCUCCAUUUAACGUGCGAACCAUCCCAGAAGUCGCUUCCUUAGCCUUUUCCUUGUUUUUUAAGUCUCUGCCUUCAUCUCUCUGUUUUUUCCAACCACUCAAAAGCCUUAUUUUUCUUCCUCUUCUUCUUUCAGCUCUUACUUAAAACUCCCAGCUACUGAUUGGCGAUGAACAACCUCAAACUAGGAGUAGAAGUUGUGAAUGCUCAUGACCUUGUUCCCAAAGAUGGGAAAGGUUCAUCUAGUACUUUUGUGGAACUUCACUUUGAUGGCCAGAGAUUUCGGACAACAACUAAGGAUAAAGAUCUGAGUCCUGUGUGGAAUGAAAGCUUUUACUUCACCAUUACUGAUCCAAGCAAGUUACCGAGCCUCACUCUUGAUGCAUGCAUCUUCCACUACAACAAAAGCAAUGCCUCCAAAAUACUCCUUGGGAAGGUCAGGCUCACUGGAACCUCAUUCGUUACGCAUUCUGAUGCUGCUCUUUUGCACUACCCUCUGGAAAGGAAAAGCCUUUUUUCCCGCUCCAAAGGAGAGAUUGGUUUGAAGGUUUUUGUUACAGAUGACCCUUCUAUAAGAGCCUCAAACCCUCUUCCUGCUGUGGAAUCCUUUGCCGAUAAAGUCCGAGAUAUAGCACAAGACCAAACACCACCUCCAGCAUCAUUUACAAACUCAAUCCCCAAGAACAGGUCUAGAAAGAAAACUGAGUCGAGGCACACGUUUCAUAACAUUGCAAAAUCAAGUAAUGAACAAAAGCAGCAGUCAAAGCCUGCAGCAGAUGCCAAGCCAAGUUCAACCUUUGGGAUUCAUGCGAUGAAAUCCUCACAGGCUCCUCCAAAAGUUGUUCAAUCAGUUCCUGGUGCACAAGACUUUGUAGUGAAAGAAACAAGCCCUACUCUUGGAGGGGGCAAAGUUGUUGGUGGAAGGGUCAUUCCUGGGAGCAAGCCAGCCACAUCCAGCAGCUAUGACCUUGUUGAAUCAAUGAAAUACCUUUUUGUAAGAGUUGUAAAAGCCCGUGACCUUCCUUCAAUGGAUAUCACAGGUAGCCUUGACCCCUAUGUGGAGGUCAAGAUGGGGAAUUUUGUAGGAACUACCAAUCACUUUGAGAAAAACCAAAACCCUGAAUGGAACAAGGUGUUUGCCUUUGCCGAGGAGAAUCAGCAAUCCUCUAUUAUAGAAGUUACAGUCAAAGACAAGGACCGAAUAUCUGAUGAUAUUGUUGGAAAAGUGUCGUUUGACAUGCUUGAAGUUCCUAGACGUAUUCCACCUGAUAGUCCAUUGGCUCCCCAGUGGUAUAGGAUUGAAAACAGAAAGGGAGAAAAGAAAGGGGAGUUGAUGCUUGCUGUUUGGAGAGGCACACAAGCUGACGAGUCUUUUCAAGAUGCUUGGCAUUCUGAUGCAGUAGUCGUCCCUGAUGGAAGAACUAUAUCAAACUAUUCUCAGAUUCGAUCAAAAGUUUAUAUGUCCCCAAUAUUAUGGUAUGUACGAGUCAAAGUGGUUGAGGCACAGGACUUGGUUGCAUCUGACAAGUCUAAACUUCCAGAUGCCAGUGUUAAGGUACAAAUUGGAAACCAGAUUUCAAAGACAAAGCCAAUAAGGGGCGUGAACCCUCAGUGGAAUCAUGAGGCGUUUUUUGUUGCUGCAUAUCCUUUUGAAGAGUCUUUGAUCUUUACAGUUGAAGAUCGCGUUGGUAACAAGGAUGAGACUAUAGGCAAUCUUGUUCUUCCUCUAAGUAAAGUUCAUAAGCGCACUGAUGAUAAGGAUUUCUCAAGGGAUAUUGGUUGGUUUCUUCUUGAGAAGUCCAUGACAUCUGCUAUGGAGGAGCAAGGGAAAGACAAAGACUCAGAGAAGGACAAGGACAAGUUCUUCAGCAGAAUCCAUGUCAUUGCCUAUCUUGAAGGUGGAUACCACGUCCUAGACGAGUCAACUUAUUACAGUAGUGAUCUCAUGACAUCCUCAAGGCUGCUUCAUAAGAAAGCAAUUGGUGUCUUAGAACUUGGUAUUUUGAAUGUUGAUGUGUUAUUACCACCCAAAACUAGGGAUGGAAGGGGAACAUCAGAUACAUACUGUGUGGCAAAGUAUGGCCGUAAAUGGGUGCGCACCAGAACCAUUGUUAACAAUCUAAAACCAAAGUUCCAUGAGCAGUACACUUGGGAAGUUCAUGAUACAGCUACAGUUCUAACCUUGGGGGUGUUUGAUAAUGCCCAGAUUCACAAUUCUUCAAAUGGUAACAAGGAUUCUAAGAUUGGAAAGGUUCGGAUAAGGAUCUCAACUCUAGAAACUGACCGCGUUUACACUCACAAAUAUCCACUAUUAUCGCUGCAAAACUCUGGUCUCAAGAAGUAUGGUGAAGUGCACUUGGCCAUACGUUUCUCAUGCAACUCAAUGUUUAACAUGAUGAGUUUGUAUUUCAAACCCCAUUUGCCAAAAAUGCACUAUACAAAGCCCCUUAACAUUAUUGAACAGGAAAAGCUGAGAAUUCAGGCUGUGCUCAUUGUGGCAGCUAGAUUAGGCAGGGCAGAACCCCCUCUCAGAAAGGAAGUGGUUGAGUACAUGUCAGACACAGACUCUCACCUAUGGAGCAUGCGGCGAAGUAAGGCCAACUUCAACCGUCUGAGAGAAGUGUUUUCCUUCGUAUUUGACAUUGCAGAUUGGUUUGGAGAAGUUGCCAAAUGGAAGAACUCUUUUGUGACAGUGCUGGUGCACAUUCUGUACUCAAUGUUUGUGUGUCUCCCAGAACUUAUUCUACCGACAAUAUUCCUAUACAUGUUUGUGUAUGGAAUGUGGAAAUGGAGGUUCCGUGCAAGAUUCCCUCCUCACAUGAAUGCUAAGAUGUCUUGUGCUGACAUAACAACUCCUGAGGAGUUUGAUGAGGAGAUGGACACUUUUCCAACCACAAAGAGUGCAGAUAUAGUGCGUUGGAGAUAUGACAGAUUGAGAAGUUUGGCAGGGAGGGUUCAAAGUGUUGUUGGACAGAUAGCAACUCAAGGAGAAAGAGUCCAAGCUCUUCUGAAUUGGAGGGAUCCACGUGCCACUUCCAUAUUCAUGGUGGUGUGCCUUGUGACUGCCAUAGUUUUGUAUGUGAUACCACCAAAAUUGCUGUUUAUUCUAUCAGGACUUUACCUAAUCAGACACCCUAAGCUUAGGGAAAAGACACCAGCUGCACCAGUCAAUUUCUUCCGCAGGUUGCCUGCUCUCACAGAUACAAUGCUGUAAAUAUAGACCCUUGGUUUCUGCAAACAACUUUUUCUGCCAUCAAUAUUUAAAUCUGGUGUAAGCCCUUUUGGCAAGUCUUUUGUUCCCUGACUCAUGAUUGUUGAUUCAAAUCUACACUUGCUGUGGACAAUUCAAAUAUAGUAUUGUUUCUCUGUUCUGCAUUAAGGAUUACAUCAGAUCAGAUGCUUGUAGUGAAAUUGUUGGCAGGUAAAAAGAAGAAAAUUGGAAUAUUUUGAGUAAAGAAUUUAUGAA
Messenger RNA from Vigna angularis (adzuki bean), 3563 nucleotides. Its product is annotated as FT-interacting protein 3. Lineage: Eukaryota; Viridiplantae; Streptophyta; Magnoliopsida; Fabales; Fabaceae. The transcript is spliced from 2 exons. The record is from RefSeq and is a predicted model, not a curated record. The coding region runs from base 267 to 3311 and encodes 1014 amino acids.